AUGGAUAAUGGCCCAUGGUAUUCUAAAUAAGAGAGUAGUCCACUCAAAUUAUCUAGAAAUGCUUCAAUAACUUCUCCUAGAAGAAUGGAUAAUUCAGAAUUGAAAUUAAUUAGAGAAUAUAAUAGUCAGGUCUCUAUUCCUGAACAUUAAAUACUGUCAUUUGAUCAUUUAUUAGAUGAAAUCAAUUUUGGAAAAUUCUAAUACUGGAUAUAUGGUAUUAUGGCCUUGAUGAGUAUUAGUGAAGGAGCUUAGAUUACUAUAUUUACUUUAAUGGUUCCAAUAUUAAAAAAUGAAUGGCACAUUUCUGAUUCAUUAAAUUCAUUAUAAGCAAGUUUUGUUUUUGUAAUAGUGUCAUCUUAAUUCAGGUAGGAUAUUUAGUAGGUUCAAUGUUGUCAGGACAAUUGGCUGAUAGAGUUGGUAGAAAGAAACCAUUUUUAAUAAGUUCAUUUUUUACAUGUCUGUUAUCCUUAGGAACAAUAGCUUGUUAAGAAAUUUAUUCACUUUUGACAGUAAGAGCAUUAUUAGGAAUUCUAGGUAUUAUAUAAUAAAUUAAUAAAUAGUUGGUUUAUUUGCACCUUGUGGAGUAACUAUGAUAUCUGAAAUUACUCCUGGUCAUUUAAGAGGGAGAUAUAUGGGAUUGAUAACAUUAACUUUUGCAAUAGGUUAAUUAUUUGGAUUAUUUGUUGCUGAAUAUACAUUAAUAUCAUUGGAUGAAGGUAAUUGGAGAUUAUUAACAUUUUGGUGUUGUCUACCAGGAUUCUUAGCUUGGUUUAUAAGUUUAUUUUGGUUAAGAGAGAGUCCUAGAUUUGCUUUGUUAAGUGGAUAAAAAGAUUUAGCUUACAAUAUUAUUGAAGAAAUGAUUAAAUCAAAUAAAUCUUCAAUUUAAUUUACUGAUGAUAUGAAAAUCAAAUUAUCUAAUUGGACUCAUGCUAUGAAUAGAAUUGCCAAAAAUUAAAAUAAUGUAUUAAUUUUAUUUAUUUUUAAGGCUUCAAUAAUGUCAUUAUUUGAAAAUAAUCGAUUCUUUCUUACAAUUUUAAUUUGGUUUAAUUGGUUUAUACUUUCAUUUGUAUAUUAUGGAAUUGUACUAUUAUUGCCAGACAUUUUAUCACAUAUUGAAUAAACUUAAACUGGAAGGGAUAAGAUAAUUUAAUUAGUAAUAUCUUGUAUAAGUGAUAUCUUGGGUGCAGUAGCAGCUGCUUUCUUUAUUGAAAUAAAAGGAUUUGGAAGAAAGAACUCAUUAAUUAUAUUCUUUACAAUACAAGCCUUAACAGCAUUAAUGGCAUUUUAUGAUAUUGAACAUCAUUUUAUAUAUUGGGCAACUGCAUCUAAGUUUUUCCUAUCUAUGACAUUCAUCUUUUCGUAUCAUAAUUUAAUUUUAUUUUAGAUUUUAAUAUACAGCUGAAGUAUAUCCAACAAAAAUUAGAACAACUGGAAUAGGUAUGGCUAAUGGAAUAGGAAGAUUGGGAGGAGUGAUUAUGCCAUGGAUAUGCAUGUAUAUGAAUAGCCAGCAAUUAAGAAGUCCUUUUGUAUUGUUUUCCGUUCUCUCUGUUAUUACGUCAUUUUCAAAUUGUUUUUUGCCAUUUGAAACUUUAGGAAAAGAAUUGGAAUGA
Molecule: messenger RNA, 1610 nt
Organism: Paramecium primaurelia
Lineage: Eukaryota; Ciliophora; Oligohymenophorea; Peniculida; Parameciidae
Source: the annotation of a GenBank genome assembly